UUGUUUUCUGUUAUUUGAGUCUUUUUUCUUCGGCAACGCACUUCAUUCUAGUGCACAUGAAAUCGAUGAUGUUAGUCAUGAAGACUGUAAAAAUUUGGGCAAAUGUUACGUCCAAAUUUUUUCACGGAAAUUCUAACUUCGCUAGUAGCGGAUAAACUACCCCAAGUUGGUUGUGAAGAACGCAAGAUAGUCUUCACACUCCUCCCAGGAGCUGUAGUCUAAACUUGGCUUGAGCGUUAAUCCAGGUUGGCCUCUAUUGGCUUUACCUGGCCAUCCAGAUUGGCUUGACGCUCAAGCCAAGUCCAAACUACGGCCCCAGACCGGGAACAAGACAGAGGCCCCUCCCACUGAAUUUUAGAAGGUACCAAGACAACCAACAAACUGUUUUACCAGUUGCUUUUCAUCCUUUUCAGACAAAUCUCUCGAAGUAUUUCCACGUCUAUUUGCCCAAUCGUUUUACAAAGAGCGGAAAAUAAAGUGAGUGUGUCACGCUUGCGACGUCUUCGACAAAGAAAUGCCGCAGAGCAUUAGUACGAAUAGCGAUUUCUCUCGCCGGGAACUAUACUUUGAUCCUAGGGCGGAUGAACCAAAAGCAGAUGACUAUUGGAUAACGUAUGACCAACUUCGCAAAAUAAUGUUGCAUUUAAGUGAAACUGAAGAGGAGAUUCAAAAUGCCUCCGUUUACAGCAAUCCGCUCCCUUCGAAACAAUUGACAAACGGCAAGCUUUAUCACGUGUUCAUUGUAGUAGAAAUUUUGAAUUGGUGGUGGUCCAUUGAGAAAAACACCCAACACAUCACGAUUCAACGCUCCCAGAAGCUAGAGAGCGUUCGUGACAUGUACCAAAGGAAGAAACGGACGACUGGGCUAACUCCGUGGACGGGGAUUCGGAAGAUCAAAACGACACAAGGCGACAAUAUAACAAUCAAACAACUCAUCAAUUACAUGUGGAGGAGAGACUGUUUAAGCGGCGAUCACUACGUCCUUGCUGCCAAUAGCCAAAAAUUUGCCGAUUUGCUUUUUAAACGAAUCGAAUCGUUUAACGAACAGGUUUAUUUUGACGAAGCUGCCGAUCAACCCCGAUCGUCAUCCAUCAGUUGUUACAAGAAUGUGGAUCGAGUACUCAGUGAAGUGCAACGUAAAUGCGAUCCAGAAACUUUGACAAAAUUAGAGUUGUAUAAAUCAGAAGAAUUUCGCGUUCCAUGGUUUGUCAUGGAUCCAUUAUUUUUGCUAGGUUUCAGCAUAGUCGUAAUCGGUUAUAUUUUAGUAAAACAUGCGCCAAAUAACUCGCCUUUAAUCUUGAUCUUCUUUCUUUCUUCUUUCUUAUUUCUCAACUUUCAUUACAAGAAAAUUUUUCUUGCUGUUGCAGCUAUAAGUGUGGGAAUAAUUUGCUUCAGGACAGGUUUUAGUGAGCUUUCGAUUUUCCCAGGGAACAUUAUUUUUUUCGGUGUCUUGAUGGCUCUCUUCUUUCUUCUGACCAUUACGAAUUCAAAAAAGAAUGGCCAUUCUUUUUAUCCAACUUGUUAUUUGGUGAUUUGUGAGACCAACAAGAAAACUUACUGGUCGUUCGAACAAGUUCGGUCAUUUUCAAAACAAUUGAACAAUGAAUAUGUCAUCGUCAUCCAGCGAGCCAGGAAUAAAGACGUCCUUUUGAAUAAACACCAACGAAGUCCACGAGAUAUUAAAUUCACGAAAGAACAUUUGGUCGACACAGCGGUUGCCGUACGGCAGAAUGUCAUUGCAAUAUUGGAAUUCAUCUUGAAGAAAGAAUACGUGGAUUUCGAAGAUUAUCCACAAGAUUUAACAUUAGCACCUUCAACCAACUUGGCUCAAAUACUGUGCAAUAAUUUUAAAGCAAGUUCAAUCUCCCUUGUUUAAGCCAAAUUAAUUUACUGCGACAAAUCAAAUACUUAAACAAAUAAAAGACUCAAACAAACCGUGUAUACGUUUAUUUGCUGUUAUAUAUAAAUGGUGUUUGUAUUUGA
This is a messenger RNA of Daphnia magna, 1983 nucleotides long. RefSeq lists its product as uncharacterized. The record is from RefSeq and is a predicted model, not a curated record. The transcript has a single exon. Lineage: Eukaryota; Metazoa; Arthropoda; Branchiopoda; Diplostraca; Daphniidae. The coding region runs from base 515 to 1876 and encodes 453 amino acids.